Panicum virgatum (switchgrass) is the source of this 4030-nucleotide messenger RNA. RefSeq names its product probable manganese-transporting ATPase PDR2. Gene Ontology annotation, molecular function: P-type ion transporter activity; ATP hydrolysis activity; ATP binding. The transcript is spliced from 22 exons. NCBI's taxonomy places the organism in Eukaryota, Viridiplantae, Streptophyta, Magnoliopsida, Poales, Poaceae. The record is from RefSeq and is a predicted model, not a curated record. Gene Ontology annotation, cellular component: endoplasmic reticulum membrane. The coding region runs from base 182 to 3694 and encodes 1170 amino acids. Gene Ontology annotation, biological process: intracellular calcium ion homeostasis.
CACUGACAACGCCUUCGGAGAGGUUGAGGCCGAGCCGCCGAGCAGAGACGCCCAGCGAAGCAGCAGCGGCGAGAAAGCCCUCCGUCGGUCGCGGCCGUCGCCCGCCGCUGCCGAUCGAACCCCGUCGAGCCUAGCCGAGCCGAGUCGCGCUCUCCCCGAUCCGGGCGGCCGCGGCGCCGGCAUGGCGCGGUUCGAGGUGAACGGCAAGUCGGUGCAGGGCGUGGACCUGCUGCGGCGGCGGUACUGGGCGUCGCGCCUCGACUUCUGGCCCUUCCUCGCGCUCUACGCGCUCUGGCUGCUGCUCGCCGUCCCCGCGCUCGACUUCACUGACGCGCUCAUCGUCCUCGCGGCGCUCUCCGCUGCCCACAUCCUCGCCUUCCUCUUCACCGCCUGGUCCGUCGACUUCCGGGCCUUGGUCGGAUACUCCAAGGUCAAGGAUAUCCAUGCGGCUAAUGCGUGCAAGGUGACUCCCGCAAAGUUCUCUGGGUCCAAGGAGAUUGUGCCCCUGCACAUACGGAGAAAUGUGGCCUCGUCUUCGGCUGCAGGAGAGAAUGAGGAGAUUUACUUUGACUUUCGGAAGCAGAGGUUCAUCUACUCGGCGGAGAAAGAUAACUUUUUAAAACUCCGGUACCCAACAAAGGAGCUGAUCGGCAAUUAUGCCAAGGGCACUGGUUUUGGAACUGAGGCCAAGAUUAACACUGCUGUGGAUAAAUGGGGUAGAAACAUAUUUGAGUAUCCACAGCCCACAUUUCAGAAAUUAAUGAAGGAGCAAAUCAUGGAACCAUUUUUUGUUUUCCAGGUUUUCUGCGUUGCUCUUUGGACCCUGGACGAGUAUUGGUACUACAGUUUGUUUACACUCUUCAUGCUUUUCCUGUUUGAGUCUACUAUGGCAAAGAAUAGACUGAAGACAUUGACUGAGCUAAGACGUGUGAAAGUUGAUAAUCAGAUUGUGUUGACCUAUAGAUGUGGAAAAUGGGUUAAAAUCCCUGGAACUGAACUACUACCUGGAGAUAUUGUGUCAAUAGGUCGCUCAACUAGUGGUGAAGAUAGAUCUGUACCAGCAGAUAUGCUAUUGUUAGCUGGGUCUGCAAUAGUAAAUGAAGCUAUUCUUACAGGAGAAUCUACUCCACAGUGGAAGGUUUCAAUUGCUGGCCGUGGUCCUGAGGAAAUGCUAUCUAUAAAGCGGGAUAAAAACCAUAUCCUAUUUGGUGGCACUAAGAUAUUGCAACACACUGCAGAUAAGUCCGUAAAUCUUCGAGCACCUGAUGGUGGUUGUGUAGCCUUUGUAUUGAGAACUGGAUUUGAGACUAGCCAAGGGAAAUUGAUGAGGACCAUUUUAUUCUCAACUGAGAGGGUUACUGCAAACAACAAGGAAAGUGGCUUGUUUAUACUCUUUUUGCUCUUCUUCGCCAUUAUUGCGUCCGGUUACGUGCUUAUGAAGGGACUCGAGGACCCGACAAGGAGCAGAUACAAGCUUUUAUUGAGUUGUUCGUUGAUUAUUACUUCAGUGAUACCCCCUGAACUACCAAUGGAGCUCUCCAUUGCAGUCAACACAUCUUUAAUUGCAUUAGCUCGGCGUGGUAUUUUCUGCACAGAGCCAUUCAGAAUACCAUUUGCUGGAAAGGUUGACAUAUGCUGCUUCGAUAAGACGGGGACUCUGACAUCAGAUGAUAUGGAAUUUCAAGGUAUUGUUACAUUGGAAGGUGAUGAUGAGCUAAUAUCUGAUGCAAAUAAGCUGCCCCUCCGAACUCAAGAAGUGCUUUCCAGUUGCCAUGCAUUGGUAUUUGUCGAUAACAAACUGGUCGGUGAUCCCCUUGAAAAGGCUGCCAUAAAGGGCAUAGACUGGAUCUACACAUCUGAUGAGAAGGCCAUGUCUAAAAAGCCUGGUGGUCAACCUGUACAGAUUGUGCACAGGUUCCAUUUUGCUUCUCACUUGAAGAGAAUGUCUGUUGUCGUCCGUAUUCAGGAGAAAUUUUAUGCUUUCAUCAAGGGUGCACCAGAGACCAUCCAAGAGAGAUUAGUUGAUUUACCUGCUGCAUAUGUGGAGACAUACAAGAAAUACACGCGGCAGGGUUCUCGGGUCUUGGCUCUUGCAUAUAAAUUGCUUCCUGAGAUGCCUGUUAGUGAAGCUAGAAGUCUGGAAAGGGAUCAAGUAGAGAGCGACUUAACAUUUGCUGGUUUUGCGGUCUUCAACUGCCCUAUAAGGAGCGACUCUGGUGCCGUCUUACAAGAACUAGGACAAUCUUCCCAUGACUUGGUCAUGAUUACUGGAGACCAAGCGUUGACUGCCUGCCAUGUUGCUAGCCAAGUACAUAUAUCUUCCAAACCUGUUUUAAUUUUGACACGGAUGAAGACUGGUGGUUUUGAGUGGGUUUCACCAGAUGAAACUGAUAGAGCUCCUUACAGUGCUGUGGAGGUUGCAGGGUUAUCAGAAUCACAUGACCUUUGUAUUAAUGGGGACUGCUUUGAAAUGCUACAAAGUACUGAGGCUGUUCUCCAGGUUAUUCCUUAUGUGAAGGUUUUUGCACGUGUUGCUCCAGAGCAGAAAGAACUUGUACUGACUACAUUCAAAAGUGUUGGGAGAGUUACACUGAUGUGUGGAGAUGGAACCAAUGAUGUUGGUGCACUGAAGCAGGCACAUGUUGGAGUAGCUCUUUUGAAUGCUGAACCAGUUCAGAAAGCCGACUCAAAAUCCAAAGCUGAAAAUAAAUCUGGGAAAUUGAAAAAACAGAAGCCUGCUAAUGAAGCAUCAUCACAAGUGGCGGCAGCUACCAGUUCUGCUAAAGCAUCAAGCAGCCGCCCCUUGACUGCUGCUGAGAGGCAGCGAGAAAAGCUGCAGAAGAUGUUGGACGAAAUGAAUGAUGAAAGUGACGGUCGUUCGGCACCGAUUGUGAAGCUUGGGGAUGCUUCUAUGGCCUCACCUUUCACAGCAAAGCAUGCCUCCGUUGCCCCCACUCUUGACAUCAUCCGCCAGGGGAGAAGCACCCUAGUCACCACACUUCAAAUGUUCAAGAUUCUUGGACUCAACUGCCUUGCAACAGCAUACGUUCUCAGUGUCAUGUACCUGGACGGUGUCAAACUCGGCGAUGUUCAGGCUACAAUCAGCGGUGUCUUCACUGCAGCCUUCUUCCUCUUCAUCUCCCAUGCUCGGCCACUCCAAACGCUGUCCGCAGAGCGGCCUCACCCUAACAUAUUCUGUGCAUAUGUUCUGCUCUCCAUUCUCGGUCAGUUUGCCAUGCACAUAUUCUUCCUGAUCACGGCUGUCAACGAAGCAUCCAAGCAUAUGCCAGAGGAAUGCAUUGAACCUGACUCAGACUUCCAUCCGAACCUUGUGAACACAGUUUCAUAUAUGGUGAACAUGAUGAUCCAGGUGGCAACCUUUGCUGUAAACUACAUGGGUCAUCCAUUCAACCAGAGCAUCUCCGAGAACAAGCCCUUCAAGUAUGCAUUGUAUGGAGCGGUUGCUUUCUUCACAGUGAUCACUUCGGAUAUGUUCAGGGAUCUGAAUGACUACAUGAAACUGGAACCAUUGCCAGAAGGAAUGAGGGGCAAACUGAUGCUUUGGGCAAUGCUUAUGUUCUGUGGAUGCUAUGGGUGGGAGCGGCUUCUGCGAUGGGCUUUCCCAGGGAAGAUGCCGUCAUGGGAGAAGCGUCAGAAACAGGCAGUUGCAAACCUGGAGAAAAAGCGUGACUAGAAUUUUCUCCAUUUUUGGUUCUCCGCACAAUCAUUCUUUACACUUUACCCCUCAAAUGGCUAUUUCUUAAGAGGCACCAAUCUUGUCACUAGUCUAGUGAUCAUAUUCUGGCAUAGCUGCAAUCUAAUCUGUAGCUUAGGGGAAUUUUGAGCGUGUGUAGGCCCGAAAGAUAGGAGGAUACAGGAUGGACACUUCAAAUACAUGUCAGGAUAAAAAAUUUCAGGUACCAUAUAUGUAAGCUAAUAUUAGAUGGCAUGAAUAUUGUACAAUGCAUACAGAUAACCUAUGUUAGGCUUUUACUGUUGAAGCACUGAUAUUACUAGCCCAUUUGAGGUA